AUGGGCCCCUGUACCGCCUCCUCAUGCUGCUGCCAGGCCCGUAAUCUGUCAUGGGCCCCCGUACCGCCUCCUCAUGCUGCUGCCAGGCCCGUAAUCUGCCAUGGGCCCCCGUACCGCCUCCUCAUGCUGCUGCCAGGUCCAGAGUGUCUCAUGGGUCCCUGUACGGCCUCCCAUUGCUGCUGUCUCCAUCGCCACACUCUGCCAUGUGCCACUUUCAGGUCUCCUCACACUGCUGGUGGGUUCCAUUUUGUCAUAGGGUGCUGUAUGGCCUCCCAUUGCUGCUGCCUCCACCGCCACACUGUGGCUCCACACUCUGGUUUUGGCCCCGUGACUGCCCAAAUGAGUGAAGUGUGCGGUGAUUCUAAGAUCGACGGCACUCAUCUGCAUGUCAUACUGACUGACAGUAUUAUUUCUCUUCCCCAGCAGACUCCAAGGGCAUUUAAAUUAAAGGUACAGUGUUCUGCACUAAUAUAA
Molecule: messenger RNA, 474 nt
Organism: Staurois parvus
Lineage: Eukaryota; Metazoa; Chordata; Amphibia; Anura; Ranidae
Source: the annotation of a GenBank genome assembly